Messenger RNA from Malaya genurostris, 3228 nucleotides. RefSeq lists its product as uncharacterized. NCBI's taxonomy places the organism in Eukaryota, Metazoa, Arthropoda, Insecta, Diptera, Culicidae. The record is from RefSeq and is a predicted model, not a curated record. The transcript has 4 exons. Gene Ontology annotation, molecular function: dopamine receptor binding. Bases 96 to 2858 code for a protein of 920 amino acids.
GUCAGAAGGUAUUUGACGGUGUGUGCGAUGUGUAGAUCAAUUCGAUUGUGGAAUUGAAAAAAUAAAGUUUCCCGAGUUUCACUAGUCGAAAAACAAUGGAGAAUACUGGAAACGAACAGAAUGAAGCAUUUUGGGAAAUGGGACAUAAUCAACAGCCACAGUAUGCGACAGUGGACAGUUCAAUUGCUGGCACAUCCAACUAUUUCCAUCCGACCACCGAAGCAGGUUCAAAUUAUAGCCACCAUCCUACGGGGGAUAAUUUUACUGUGCUUGCCGAUGGAUUUGGUAACUUCAUCAAGGUUUACCAUCAACCCAGUGAAGAUGUCAACUUGAACAAUCCUACCGGAAAAUACGAAUACGAAUUGUUCUCCAAUAACAAUUUCAUGCGCUCUGCACCUGGUUUAGGGUACUUGUUUCAUCAGCAACAACCACCACAACAUCAAUCACAAGUGGCAGCAUCUACAGCGAGUGCUGUUAGUGGGUCACCCGAAAACGCAGUCAGCAACACUAGCAUGCUUAUCAAUCAACUGGUCGGAAAUUGGGCUCCAACUAUUUCGGGAACAUAUUCACCUUUUGGGGGAAACGGACCAUCGCUCCUAACCGAUGGCUUACCCAGAUCAUCUCCGGAAGCAUAUGUUCAAACUCCACCAUACACUGCCCAACAACAGCCAAUUCCAGUACCGCAAGCCGAACAAUCUUCCGUGAAUCAACCACAUUCUAUGGACCAGCAAGUGUCUCCGAAAGUAACGCAUGCUUCUAUGAAUCUUCCACAACAGCAGCCAGUUACGGCUACUGUAGCUGCCACUAAUGCUGCCAUUAAUUAUAACCAGCUGAAUGAUGAUAAUAGUGCUAAAUUGAAUCAGAAUGUCAACAAAAAGCAACGAAUCGUUGCUGAAGUUAAACCGAUGCGAAUGUCUUAUUCCGAUGUGUUGAGCAAGAACGUGGCCCCGUCAACCUCGCCGACGACAGCUAUGUCACCGAACAGUACCACCAAUAGUGGUAUCAAUGCAAAACAAGCCGCUACAUUUCCGGCAAAUAACGGUCAUACCCCAUCCGGUGGCAAAGCGAACAAAUCGGAAAAGGGUUCAGGCAAAAAACCGCAGUCUUCCGCCAAUUCACCAGAAGAUAAAUUCAACCGGAAGAUGGAUCGAAACAAUGGCCCCGGAAUAAAGAAAUCAGGAACACAAUCUGUUGGAUCCGUGGGAGUUCAACAAUCUUUGGACAAUUCCGGUGGCUCGAAACCAACGGUGACAACCAAUGGUUCCGAUAAGGCAGGUAAAAAAGUGGAUAAGUCCAACGGUAAGAAUCUAAAAGGAGGAAACAACUCUGCCGGGAAGAAGAAUCGCUUGCGCAAUUUCAACGAUUCCUAUACGAUUCAGGAUGUGCAGGUAACUUCCUGUAAGGAGACAUCAAAUUACGAAGAACAAGUUGAACUAGAUGAGGAUAACGAAGGCCAAGGCGACGAAGAAGAUUCCGAUGAAUCUGACGGAGCCCAACAGGAACAGCAAGCUCAGCAUACUUACAUGUACAAUGUCAAAAAGAAUAACAAUUCUGCGGAUACUCAUAUCGAAAAGAUCUCCGGUUCGCGCAGUGCACAUAAGCGAACUGGACGAACUUCUGGUACUACUCGUACGAAACAGGACAAAGUAUAUCAGCAACCACUGAACAGUAAGCGGGGACAGCGACCUCGUAAAAAUCAAAAGUACGUGAUUAUUCAGAAGAUUGUCAAUGCCUGGAUUGAGUACACCGUAAUAGCUUUGCUCUGGCUGUGGUCUUUGGUAAGCGACGUGGUUUACCUAAGUCUGAGACUUUGUUGGGAUUAUUUGGUUGCCGGUUAUCAACAUUGCCAAUACUAUGCCAUUAGCGUGAAACAAGAGUUGCAGCAAAAUCGACCAGGGGCGUGGUUUAAAGGUGUGUGGAAAUCAUUCGACAGUCGGUUCGCUAAGGAUUCGAGUUGGGCAUUUUGGCGUGGUAAGGCACGAUCAACUCCAACCGAUCCGACGACCGGAGGUGGACAAAAUUACUACAAAAAUGGACGGUUACCAUCGACGGCGGAUGAGGCCAUGUCUUCCUUAUUGAACUGUAAAGGUAAAGAUGCAUACAGCAUACUCGGUGUGAGCCCCGAGUGUUCCCAGGAGCAGAUACGGAAGCAUUACAAAAAGAUUGCCGUGCUUGUUCAUCCGGACAAGAACAAACAGCCGGGUGCCGAAGAGGCUUUCAAGGUGUUGCAAAGAUCGUUUGAACUGAUUGGCGAACCGGAGAAUCGUAACGCCUACGAUCAAAGCCUGGCGGAAGCGUUGAACGCGGAAAAAGCCUGGUCGGAAAUAAAUGAUCUAUUGACUCAACUGCACACAAAAAUCUCAGAAGCUGCUAACACGAUCAGAUGUAGCAGCUGUUGCCUCAGACACCCUCGAAAACCCACCGGACGAGCUCACUAUGCUGCCAGAGAAUGUAACUCCUGUAAAAUUCGUCAUUCCGCCAGAGAGGGUGAUAUCUGGGCCGAAACAAGCCUGUUCGGAAUGCGCUGGAAAUACUUGGCCAUGAUGGAGGGUAACGUGUACGACAUUACGGAGUGGGCCAACUGUCAGAAGGGUGCAUUGUCUCACCUGCAACCCAACUCACACAUCGUUCAGUAUCGAAUAGUGCUUGGUGGAAACUCACAGCAGCAACAGGGCCCUUCCCCCGGCGGACAAGGGCAAACGAGCGACAGAGAUACCACUGGUGGAAGAGCUCGAAAGGAACCUCCUUCAAGUGAACCGAACUUGGAUGAUUUUCUGAACAACAUUUACGGUGGACAGAACCAACAGGGGCAACCGCAGACGCAGAACAACUUCCGACGAAGGCACCGUAGGAAUUGAAGCAUGGCCUACGACUUUCUUUUCCACUUAGCAGUAGUAGUUUGUAGUAGACUGUAGAGAUUAUUAUCCUAUAUUUAGCUUGUAGUUUUUCGUCGCAAAUCACUAGCUGAGCUGAGAUAAUUUGCGUUAGCAUUUAUCUUCGAGUAAAUCGAUCAAGGUCCGUCAUUUGUUAAGAGUAGACACUUCGGUCUACUCAGCUGUAUUGAAGAAGCAAACAGAGUACAUUUACGGUCCUAUAUAACUGUAGUUCUAGACUUUUAAACGUUGAUUAGCAAAUGUCAAAAACUAAAUCCUGCAGCCAGCUGUGUGCACUAUUGAACACAAUAUAAUAAAUGCCGAAUAUAGCGAUAGUUGGUUUGUCGUUACUUCA